This is a messenger RNA of Solea solea (common sole), 2279 nucleotides long. RefSeq names its product glycerophosphodiester phosphodiesterase domain containing 3a (gene gdpd3a). Gene Ontology annotation, biological process: glycerophospholipid catabolic process. The record is from RefSeq and is a predicted model, not a curated record. The transcript is spliced from 9 exons. The coding region runs from base 875 to 1918 and encodes 347 amino acids. NCBI's taxonomy places the organism in Eukaryota, Metazoa, Chordata, Actinopteri, Pleuronectiformes, Soleidae. Gene Ontology annotation, molecular function: phosphoric diester hydrolase activity; phosphatidylcholine lysophospholipase A1 activity. Gene Ontology annotation, cellular component: endoplasmic reticulum membrane.
UAUAAGGAAUUAGACAAAAGUGCAAAAUGUGCAUCACACUGCUGAGAUUGGAUGCCGUUAGUGUGCCAGGUAAAAAUCAAAUACCCAACAGACUAAAGACGCACAAGAACAUAACAUAAAUAAUUUUAUGAUGAAAGAAAAUUCAACCUUUCAAACAUAAAAUACACUUCACAUGAACCCCAAAAGGAUUAUACGUAUAUGAAAUAAAGAUGAAAACAUGACACAUUUCCACUACAAUUUCAGUCAGUUUUAGUUUGUUAGUCUAGUUUUUAUCUUUAUUUCAGUAAACGGAAAUGUUUUCUUUCAAUUUUACCCUUCGUUAUUUCAUUCGUUUUCAUUCACUGUGAUAACCUUGUUGAGGACCAACCAGAAUAUCCUCACAAAGGUGGGUUCGCAGCCUUCUACACACACACACACAGUGUGUCAUUCCUGGUGAACAAAAACACUUAAAAGAGAAUGGUAUAUGUACUGUAGCACUGCCACGGGCAGGGGAGAGGCCAAUGAGACACAGAGAGGGAGAGCAGUGAGGCGAUUCCUGCCUCUGAGCUGGUUCUUCAUUAACUGAUUUUUACAGCUCUCCUUGCUCAGGUGCUCUCUCUCUCAGAGUGAGCAUAAGGGGCGACUCACAAUAUCACUGCAUGAAGAAACAUUCAUUGGACACUUUUCUCAGUCUUACCAGUCAGUCCAGUUUUUUUUUUUUCUUUUUUAUCUUCUGAAGGCAACAGAGACUUGUGUGUGUCCUCAGUCAAGCUCUCUGGGAUCUGUUCACUGGCAGGAGUUCACUGCUAAGGUCUUGUUUCGGUUUGAUCACAGUUGUCAGCUUGCAAGACGCGUUUGUUUGUUUGUUUGUUGGUUUGUUUUUUUAUAUGGAAGAAUGAGCAGCUUCUUUUAUUUCGUCCUCCCCGCGCUGGGAGGAUACACUCUCACCUCGCUGUACCUGCUGAGGAACCCACACAUUCUGCACAGGAGGAAACGCACGGCCUUUUUCUGCACACACAUCUCACACAGAGGAGGGUGUGGAGAGAGGAUAGAAGGCACCAUGGAGGCGUUCACACAUGCGGUGGAACAGGGCACACACAUGCUGGAGCUGGAUUGCCACCUGACACGUGACGGACAUGUGGUGGUGUCACAUGACGAGAAUCUGCUCAGGCAGACCGGACAUGACAUCAACAUAUCCUCACUCAAUCUACAGGAUUUGCCUUUGUAUAAGGAGAAACUGGAGGUGACAUUUUAUGCCGGUGAGUUCCUCCUCUCAUUCUCUCAUUUCUGUUUAAGGUGUCAUGGUGGAGUGUUUCAGGUGUGUGUGUGUGUGUGUGUGUGUAUGUGUGUCACAGGUCACUACAGCAGCGGCGCAGACAGGACGAUUGCUCUGCUCGAGGACGUGUUUAAGAAGUUUCCUCAUAUACCUGUCAGCAUCGAGAUCAAAGAGUACAACUGUCAGCUGAUAAGAAAGGUGUCUGAUCUGGUGCAACAAUACAACAGAGAGGAGGUGACAGUCUGGGCUUCAGUGGACGGCAGCAUCAUGGAGGAGUGUCGCAGAGCGAACGGCUCAAUGCCGUACAGUUUCAGUGUGAGCCACGGUGUGCUGCUUCUGCUUCUCUUCUACAGUGGCCUGCUGCCCUUUGUGCCACUGGGCCAGAGUGUACUGCAGUUCUACUUGCCGCGCAUCUUCAACAGGACGUUCAUUCCUGAGAAGCGCAUCCUGAGAAACAGGCUGGUGGUGUCUUUGUUAGAAAAAGUAACGAUGAGGAAGAGUCUUUUUAAACACCUUGCAGCCCGUGGAAUUCAGGUGCAUUUGUUUGUGUGCAAUAAAGAUGACGACAUAAAGGCUGCGUUUGACGUGGGAGCUACCGGGGUGAUGAGCGACUACCCGACUGUUCUGUCCAGGUACCUCUGCAGAAAUACAGCCCAGGACUGACCACAGGACACAUCAGGCCAAGAUGACCAGCAUGCGUUAAAUCAAUCAAUGAGGAGUCUGUCAAAAAGAAAGAAAGAAAGGAAACACUGUAAAUAAGAAAUAAAUUAAAAGUGUGACACUCGUGUCAAUCGUCUGUGACAAGAUGAGACAGAGAAGAUUUUGAACUUGCCGUUCAUCUCAUUAAUCUUGUUGCUAGAAUAACUUGUUUGUGGUAUGAACAGUAACCAGGUCCUCCACCCACUGUCUUUCAGACUCCACCCUGUGUUCAAAGAAACAGUCGUUGAUUUUUGCUGUGUUAAAUCAGAGUGAAUAUUUAACCAGCUGAACCAUGAAAAAAAGAAGUAAAUGUGACUUUGUUUUU